Messenger RNA from Ostertagia ostertagi, 462 nucleotides. The record is from the annotation of a GenBank genome assembly. NCBI's taxonomy places the organism in Eukaryota, Metazoa, Nematoda, Chromadorea, Rhabditida, Trichostrongylidae.
CAGGAUUUGGGCAAUCUAAUUGCUCGUGCGUCGACGCAAUCUUGUGAAGUCGAUGCUCGAUUAGCAGAGCUCUCUCAAUCGCGGAAGUUUACUAUGGAGACCGGUGAUCUGAUAAUCUCGGCUGCACGAGACAUCAAAGACGAGAUAUCUUCGGCUCGAGCUGCGAUCGUAUUGCCUAGAAAAAAGUCCUUAUUGGAGUUGUACAAUUUUCCCCCAACACGUCGUUUCAAUCCUCCAUUGCCGCAAGAUCAACUAUUAUCGUUCUACAUUUCAAGUUGCAAACUGGUUUGUGCAUCGUAUCACAUGGUAUCAAAACAAACCACUCCUCAAGGAUUAUCGAUUACAGUUGCUGAAUGUCAGUUAGCUUUUUUGGAAGAAGUGCUACAGCAAUUAGAUGCCGCAAUGGCACACCUGCAGAAAUUGAUAGAAAACUUAGAGAUAUGCAAGACUCGACAACAGUGA